This is a messenger RNA of Pieris rapae (cabbage white), 734 nucleotides long. Its product is annotated as apolipoprotein D-like. The coding region runs from base 71 to 700 and encodes 209 amino acids. Lineage: Eukaryota; Metazoa; Arthropoda; Insecta; Lepidoptera; Pieridae. The record is from RefSeq and is a predicted model, not a curated record. The transcript is spliced from 4 exons. Gene Ontology annotation, molecular function: pigment binding.
UUUCGACUGAAACGUCAGUAUGAAGCUGACUACGGCGGCAAUCGUUUAAACACAUACGUAGUGCAGUGAAAUGGGGGACUUCCGAGUGACCGGUGCGACUCGACUGUAUUUUAUCUUGUUCUGUACAAUUAUUAAAGCUGUUAUUAGUACGGGCAUGGGAAAAUGUCCGAUAUACCCACAGUUCCCGAAUUUCGAUAUGACAAGGAUGUCAGGAACGUGGUACGAGGUGGAGAGAUCUUUUCAUUUAAUAGAGAUCGCGGCAAGUUGCACAGAAAUACACACCAGUAUCAACGAGAGGGGGUACUUCGUCAUCAAUGUACACACCACUAACAGAUGGACUGGAAACCCAUCAACAUCUUAUGGACUUGGAAUUCCAAGUCACACUGGUUCCUCUGCCUUCCGUUAUAAACUCAAUAAUCGGAUGCCAUACGUAAUUGGACGUAUGUUACCAGGCGCCGGACAAUACAAUGUAUUAUUUACAGAUUACGAUAAUUUCGCACUCAUUUGGUCCUGCACCAAUUAUAGCAUUGCACAUUCAGAUCGCAUAUGGGUGUUAGGCCGGGAACGCGAAAUCGACGCUACUCUUCGUGCCCAGAUUUACGCUAUCAUGCAAGAACUGAACCUAGACCCCGAUCGACUUAUUAUCUCUAAGAAUAACAAUUGUACCAGUGUACCUUACAGUGACACACAAUAUACGUAAACCUUACAUAAAUUAUUUUUCUUUUUUACCAUAA